AUGAGGAAUCGGGGAACACGUGUCCCCCCUAUUGUGGCCGUCAGCAGCGAAGAGACUGAGUCUUCUCCAGAUGCCCUGCAAGUGGAGGAACUUGUUGAUGUGGAAGUUGACACGUCUAGCAACGAGGAAUUGCCUAACUCCUCCCUUGAGCCUUCGCCCGCGUCAUCCCACCAACCUUCGCCGGAGCCAAGUAAGGCACUAUCAGCGGCCUACUCUGCACCUUCGACUACUGCACCGCCUACACCAACUCUAGUGGCUGUGGUGGUGACUAAACCUGCGCAGUCAACUGAGAAACCACCUGUCCUGGGCCUGAAUAGUGGUUACAACCCCAUCACCACUGGAUCCACAUCCCAGCUCGAGCAGAACCUCCUGAAGGUCACUCCCUGGUUGGGAGCUAUUGCUUCGGGCAAGUCAGCCUGUGUCCCUGCAGCUGCAAUUUUGGUCCUUUCGAAAGCUGCACCACCCCUUGUCACUGGUGGUGACGCCCUCUUCUACCGUGCUUGGGCUAAUUGCAAUUUCAACCCUGGUGGCAAGAAGUGUUCAUUCCGAACUCCCGGCCAGAUGUUGCCCGACUUCAUCCUGGAGCCCUUGAUGGAGCAUACGUGA
Messenger RNA from Penicillium canariense, 606 nucleotides. RefSeq lists its product as uncharacterized. NCBI's taxonomy places the organism in Eukaryota, Fungi, Ascomycota, Eurotiomycetes, Eurotiales, Aspergillaceae. The record is from RefSeq and is a predicted model, not a curated record. The transcript has 2 exons. Bases 1 to 606 code for a protein of 201 amino acids.